AUGCGACCCACUACGCCAACUGGAUUCCAUACUGCCCCAAAGCACGGCUUGAUCUCUCCAGACUCUCCGGACCACAGCAAGAAACGAACCAAGUCCUUCAGUGAUUUGACCAUCAAUCAGCAACCAGACAGUGAUUUGACCAUCGAUCAGCAACCAGACAGUGAGAUGCAGGAGUAUGACGUGGAGCAGAUGCAGGUGGAAAACUUUGAGAAGCAGCGUGUAGGAGAAGAGGAGCAGCAGCGUGUCGAAGACGAGGAGAAGAAGCGUGUCGAAGACGAGGAGAAGAAGCGUGUCGAAGACGAGGAGAAGAAGCGUGUCGAAGACGAGGAGAAGAAGCGUGUGGCAGACGAGGAGAAGAAGCGUGUGGCAGACGAGGAGAAGAAGCAGAAAGAGGAGUUGGAGCUUGGUUUAAUGGUCAAGGACACCCGAGCUCUGGGUGCCUGCAUCUGCAUUCCAUGCAUCCCUUCGGCGCUGCGUUUCUCAGGCGGAUACCCAGAAGACAUGACGCGCUCUGAGCAGAGGACUGUGGCACGCGUGUCGACGUACUCGAAGACUCCGAUCAAGUUCCCAUUCGAAAUGCCUGCCAUCACCUGCUACAAAGACGACAUCUUCCGUACGGUUGUUCUGGAGGAGUAUCUUAGUGAGAACACUUUCGAGCUAAAGAACUCGAACGCCGCACUCUCCUUCCGUAAGCAGCUGAAGGAACACGCUGCAGCGGUCGGACAGACGGGAGCACAAGAACUCAACACGCUUGUCAAGCAUCUCCGCGUCUUUCCCGAGGGUACGUUCGGCCAGCACGCGCAGGCCAACACGAAAUCCGUCUUUCCCAAUGCCGUAAUUGAGGUGCUCAUGCCUGUCGAUGGUGGCAAAAAGUUGUGGACCGCAAGUCCCCUCACCUAG
Molecule: messenger RNA, 900 nt
Organism: Ramularia collo-cygni
Lineage: Eukaryota; Fungi; Ascomycota; Dothideomycetes; Mycosphaerellales; Mycosphaerellaceae
Exons: 1
Coding region: 1-900 (299 amino acids)
Source: RefSeq, a predicted model, not a curated record